Messenger RNA from Spirometra erinaceieuropaei, 1115 nucleotides. The record is from the annotation of a GenBank genome assembly. NCBI's taxonomy places the organism in Eukaryota, Metazoa, Platyhelminthes, Cestoda, Diphyllobothriidea, Diphyllobothriidae.
AUGCGUCCCAACGCAAGUGCCAACACCUAUGAAAACAGUCCUAGCGCAGUCCCCCGUCUUCGCCGCCAACACAUAGUGAGGACGAGAGUGAAGUCGACUAGAGACCCUUGGAAGCGCGGUCACGGCGACCAGCAGAACAAUGGUGGUGGUGGUGGUGGUGGUGGUGGUGGUGGUGGUGGUGGUGGUGGUGGUGGUAUGUAAGAAGCAGAAGCCUUGCUUCCUGCCAAAAAGUGCAUUUGUGAAGCUCGAGAUUUAACAAAACAUGCCAAAUAGCCGAGAGUGGUAGGGAAAUUCCAAGGAUUGAGCAUAAAAAUCAAACAGGCAAAAUAAGAAAAUACGGCGGGAAGAGAUCACAAAAAGUAUAACGGUGCAGGGAGGUUGUUUCUCUCAAUGCACACAUUACAGCAAGUGGGUGAGCCCAAAGGGUUAUCAUUAGGACGCUGAUCAUGUUGUCAAUGAGAACAGGAGACAUAUUGCGUAGGCACAUCGGUGGAUAGUUCAGACUGUAGAAAAGGUGAAAAGGUAUUCAACCUUUGAAGGUCUGUGGAAGACGACAAGGUGUACGUUUUCUGCAAAAGAAGCAAAAGGAAAAAAAACGAUUAGCGUCCAAGUUACUUCCGUUAUCACUAAUCAGGGAGCACUGUGAUAGAAAAGCAUACUUUAGAUAAGCCCUUGGAACUUGCGAACGCCUGUUCCGGCUCGUACACCGACAGUCGGUUCUAUGUUAGUGCACAGAAUUUUUGCUGAGAACACCGUAUUCCCGCAGUUGUUCAUUUUAAAAAAUGUAAUUAGGAUAUUCAUUUGGGAAUUUAUCUGUAUUUUAUUAAUGUAUCUUUUGAGCUGCACACCGGAGUCCAUAUCUAUUGCGAAGAUUUGUGACCGUAAUGGGGCAUUGAAGGGUUUUUAAAACUAAAAGGACGCUCUUUCUUCGAGAGAAACGUUUGAGGGAGACAUACGUUUAUGCAGAAUGAUUAUAAGGAAGGAUGCUUUUGCGGACGCUUCCUGUGAGGCAUGUUUGCCUUUCCGAAAAAAUCGAAAAUUUAAGGAGAAAAUCCACACUACUUAAGUAAUCCUUCCUACGAGUGUGGUCUUCUUCGAAGCUGGGUGCUUAUGUC